This is a messenger RNA of Scleropages formosus (Asian bonytongue), 8052 nucleotides long. It is a transcript of the gene stab2, whose product is annotated as stabilin 2. The record is from RefSeq and is a predicted model, not a curated record. Lineage: Eukaryota; Metazoa; Chordata; Actinopteri; Osteoglossiformes; Osteoglossidae. Gene Ontology annotation, biological process: cell adhesion. Gene Ontology annotation, molecular function: hyaluronic acid binding; calcium ion binding. The transcript has 69 exons. The coding region runs from base 71 to 7723 and encodes 2550 amino acids.
GUGGCUGUGGGACAGUGUUAAAAAGGCAGAGGCACAAAGUGAGUGGACACAGUUGCAGUCACCUAGGACCAUGACCGAGAGACCACGCCGGCGCUCCGACGGGCUUCUGCUGGCCUUGGUCCCGUGUCUGGCCCUGCUGCUGUGGCUAGACUGCUGCCCUGCCGCCGCUGCCGUCCAGAAGAAUCGUUGUGACACGCCGGCUGCGAUCACCACCAAGCAGUGCAACUCGUGCCUAAAGCUCCGCAACUGCCCGGUGGGCUUCAAGCUGAACGGUUCGUCGGCAGGGAGACAGGACUGCAGGUAUAUUUUUAAUCCCCUUUCCAAAAUCUCGGUGUCACUCGUGGGCUGCUCUUACGAGUGCUACAAGGAGGUUCUGGAGCCUCAGUGCUGCCCAGGGCACUGGGGUUAUGACUGCCUCGAAUGUCCCACUUUCAACAAGCAGCCAUGUGGUAACAACGGAAUGUGUUCAGAUGGCAUAACAGGCAACGGGACCUGCAGCUGUAAUUCAGGAUUUGUGGGCACAGCUUGUGAGGACUGCGAGGAGAACCGGUAUGGGCCCACCUGCAGUUCAGUCUGCAGCUGUGUCCAUGGUAUUUGCAACCGCGGGAUCAACGGCGAUGGCAGAUGCACCUGUUUCUCAGGAUACAAGGCUCCGGAUUGUACCCAAGAGCUCCCCAAAUGUGCAGCCUUGGGUUGCUCCAGUAAUGGUCGCUGUAUCGAGGAUGCCCACACGGGUGUGCUGGCCUGCCGGUGUCUGCCGGGUUACGAGGGGGACGGGACCCGGUGCACACCGAUCAACCCCUGCAUGCAGAAGGUGUGUCACCAAAAUGCUGUCUGCUCCAUCCUGGGCCCAAAUCAAUACUCAUGCACCUGUGCUGAGGGUUACCAGGGUGACGGAAAGGUGUGCAUGCCCGUGGAUCCAUGCCAAACUAACCUAGGGGGAUGCCCGGUGGACUCCACUCGUUGUGUGUACGAUGGUCCUGGGAAGUCGCACUGCGAGUGCCAGGAUGGCUUUGAAAACCUGGUUCCAGGGAUCGGCUGCAGCCUGACGGAUAUUUGCCAGCCUUCCUCCUGUGACAAAAAUGCCAACUGCACCACCAUAAAGCCUGGAGUGGUGGAAUGCAUAUGUCACGAGGGUUACCGUGGCGAUGGGAAGACCUGCUAUGGCAACAUCAUGCAGCAGCUUCAGGAACUGAACACAAAUCCAAAGGGGCAGUGGUGCAACCAGCUGACAAACGCCAUUACACUGUUCAAGUCAUCCUUGUCCUGGCCUCUGUCUUCACUGGGUCCUUUCACCAUCUUUGUCCCCAUAAACAAAGGAUUCAAAGGCACAUCGGUGAAGACCCUGGUGGCGGACCAGGUAGGAGCACGCUACCUGAGCAAGCUGCACAUGGUGGCUGGGGAGCUGACUCUGGAAACCCUGAAACGGGGUGACGUCUUCUACACCUUGACCGGAAAGUCUGCCGAAAGCAUAGUCUCAGAUGGGGACCAGUUGGUCAAAAUACGAAUACAUGGAAGUAGGAAGAAAGGCGACGUACUGGAUUCAGACAUUUUAGCUUCCAAUGGAGUUAUACACAUUAUCAGCAAGCUGAUGGACAGUGUAGCACCCACAGUCAAGAGCGAAAAAGAGGAGAAUCUGAUGAAAAUUCUGACAGAUAAUGGGAAAUUUUCCAAAUUUAGGGAUCUAUUGGAGAGAUCCAACAUGGCACACUUAUUGGAUGAUCCAAGCCCUUAUACCUUAUUUGUCCCCACUGAUGCGGCCAUGAAUGUCAUGAAGGAAGGGUACCUGGAUUACCUCUGCAGUGACCAGGGUAAAGCCAAGCUUCUGGAACUACUGCGGAAUCACAUCAUCCCGUCUGUGAAGCUCGAGGUGGUGAAUAUGGUUUCCACCGAGAGCUUCAUGUCAAUGGCUAAUCAGCCUCUGGCAUUCAAUGUCACAAGUAACGGGCAAAUCCUGGUGAAUGAACAAGCGAUCCUUGAAGCAGAUGUUGAAGCAAAGAACGGGCGUCUGUACUCAGUAGAUGGAGUUUUGAUUCCCUCAUCUAUUGAGCCAGUGUUGCCACACAGGUGUGAUGUCACGAAGUACAGCAUUAUCAAGGGCUUGUGCGUCAGCUGUACCCAGGUGACAAAGUCAAUCUGUCCCUCAGGGGAGCCUCUGAACACAUUUCAAGGAGUUUGCAUCUUCAGAAGAUCAUUUAGGGGUAUAAUCAUUCCAGUCAGCGGCUGCUCUCUGUCCUGUAACCAUACUGAGACCAUACCGCUCUGCUGUGAGGGGUUCUUUGGGCCAGACUGCAGUGCCUGCCCAGGAGGAUUUACCAAGCCAUGUUCUGGACACGGCAAGUGUAUGGAUGGUCUCGAGGGCAAUGGGACCUGUGUGUGUGAUGAGAACUUCAGAGGCUCCCGCUGCCAGUACUGCUCCAGACCAGACAAACAUGGGCCCAACUGCGAUAAAACCUGCCCUUGUAUCCAUGGCCAGUGUGACAACCGUCCCGAGAGUGAUGGUGCCUGCAAGGUGGACAGCUGCCAAAUGGGCUUCACCGGGAGGUUCUGUGAACGCAACACAAAGGCCUGUGGCCCCAACGCGCAGUUCUGCCAUGCUUAUGCCGAGUGCGACUUCAACGAAAAGGCAAAAGGAACAAUUAGGUGCGUGUGUAAACCUGGUUACCAGGGCGACGGAAUCACGUGUGCAGAGAUGGAUUCAUGCGCCCCACCUCACCGCGGCGGCUGCGGUGUCAAUGCAAAGUGUGUUAAAACAGGCCCGCAGACUCAUGUGUGUCAGUGUCUGACUGGCUGGAGGGCAGAUGGGGAUGAAUGCCAGGCCAUCAACAACUGUUUGGAGCCAAACAGAGGGGGUUGCCAUGACAACGCCACCUGCAUUUAUGUGGGCCCUGGACAGAGCGACUGCGAGUGCAAAAAUGGUUUCCGUGGAAACGGACACCAGUGUGAACCCAUCAAUCAGUGUGUGAGCCAAAAUGGUGGUUGCCAUUAUUUGGCUACGUGUCAGUACCUGGGUCCAGGUCACUGGAAGUGUGUGUGUGAGGAUGGCUAUGAAGGGGAUGGACAGAUCUGUUAUGGGACUGUGGCACAGGAGUUGCUGGGUAUUCCAGAAGCUGCUGAGUUCAGCAAAUGGGUGAAUGAUGCCGGCCUCAACCAGAUGCUCUCAGAGACCCAGAACUUCACGUUGUUCCUUCCUUCCUCAAGCGCAGUGGAGAACAUGGCUAAAGAGGAUAAGGACUUCUGGACUGAACAGAGUAACCUAGCCAGCAUUGUGAAGUAUCACAUGGUGCACGGUGUGCAUCAGCUGGUGGAUCUUCGGAACAGGACGUUCCCACCGCAGCUGGCCUCUUUUCUGAAGAACUGGCUUCCCAUUUCCAGAGCCAAUGAGACUAUGAUUGGAGACAGCACAAUUAUUUCAGCAGAUAUUGCAGCGACAAAUGGAUUGAUCCAUGUCAUCGAUUCGGUCUUGGUUCCAAACCGGAAGCUGAGCGAAGGCCUUACUGAACAGCUGAGCCAGAGGCCUGAGUUUUCUAUGUUCAGGCAAUACCUCAUUCAAUAUAACCUGACACAGGAAAUCGAGGAGUCGUCUGCAUACACAGUGUUUGCGCCCACUGACAGCGCUAUCGGGGAAUACCUAAAGAAGACCGGCAACUCUUCCUUGACUGCGAAUAUCACCCGCUAUCACAUCGUCCUGUCAGACAAGCUCAUGCAGAAAGACCUGCGGGAUGGCACAUACUUGACGACCAUGCUGGGCUUCAACUUUCAAGUGGGCAUCUUCCUGAGAGACAACAGACAGGUGUUUGUCAAUGAUGCCCUGGUGAACCUUACAGAUGUGGAGACUGACAAAGGAGUGAUCCAUGGUCUCUCCUCGGUUCUGGAAAUUGUAAAAAACCGCUGUGACAGCGAGCGCUCCUUAUAUACGCUGGAACCCUGUCAGGACUGUUUUUCAAAGAUACCUUGCCCACCUGGAAUGACACCAGUAGUUAGUCGAUUGGGGACCUGUUUGUUCAAACGCACAUUUGAGAGCAAGCAGCUCUUGACCUUGGGCUGCAGAGCGAUGUGCAAAAAGAAAAUUAUUAAAAGGCAGUGCUGCGCAGGGUACUUCGGGGACCAGUGUGAGCCGUGUCCCGGGCCGGUCGGGCUGCCCUGCUUCGGGAACGGAGCGUGCCACGACGGGACCAACGGCACAGGGGUGUGUCGGUGCAGCAAAGGCUUUGACGGGACGGCCUGUGAAUCCUGUCAGACUGGCAAAUAUGGAAUGAGCUGUGACCAAGAAUGUCAGUGUGUGCAGGGCAGGUGCAGCGAAGGGCCACAGGGCACCGGGGCAUGUGAGUGCGACAUGGGCUGGCGUGGUGUGAACUGCGACACGGUUAUUACGCAGGACACCUGCAAAGGAAAAUGUCACACAAGUGCCAACUGUCUGAUGCUACCUGACGGCUCCUCGACCUGCAAAUGCGCUGCCGGGUUUGAGGGCAAUGGCACGUACUGCUCAGUGGUGGAUGCAUGCAAAGACAACAACGGCGGGUGCUCUGCCAAUGCCAUUUGUAAACAGACCCUGCCGGGUAGGAGGCGGUGUGUGUGUCACACAGGAUACACUGGAGAUGGGCUGGUGUGUGUAGAAAUUAACCCAUGCCUGGCGGGCAAUGCAGACUGCCACGUGAAUGCCAUGUGUUUGCAUACUGGACCAAAUAAGGCGGCUUGUAUGUGCCACAAUGGAUACUCAGGAGACGGGAAAACCUGUGCGCCCAUAGAUCUCUGUCAGAAGAGAAACGGCGGCUGCCACGCUCUGGCCCAGUGCGAGAUGACCGGGCCGGACGAGAGGAACUGCAGCUGCAAGGAAGGUUACACCGGAGAUGGGCUGACCUGCAAAGGCACCGUUUUCUCCGAGAUAUUCCAUAACAGGAAACUAAGAGAAUUCUUUUUCCAAAUGACGGUGGUGAGGAUGAAUGAUCUAAGAGGAAAUGGUCCAUUCACAGUCUUUGCUCCCAACACAGAGACCUUCAGAAAAGAAAGUCUGAGAGAGUGGAGAGUUCAGGGAGUUAUGCCUCACAUCCUCCGUAACCACAUCGUCGCGUGUCGCACGCUACACCACGAGGAGUUAAAGACUCCCAGGAAUGUCACCACACUGCAUGGGGAGACGCUAAGCAUCACCUAUUCCCAGGGUGAUAUAUAUAUCAACAAUAAAGCCAAGGUCGUUUUCGCUGAUGAUGUGAGUCUGAAUGGUAUCAUCUACGAGAUUGAUGCUGUCCUAUUGCCAGAGAGUGUACAGAGAGCUCCGAAGGGCGGCGGCGAAGAUCAGGCACAAAACCUCACAGAUUUGGCCAAGGACUUUGGAUAUAAAACUUUCAGUAAAUUGCUGGAGGACACCGGGGUGUUGAAUUUGUUGUACGACCACCUCCAUCAGCCUGUCACGCUAUUCUGGCCUACGGACCGGGCCAUGGACAGCCUUCCCCAGGCACAGAAAGAUUUCCUCUACAACAACCAGAACCGUGCCCAGUUAGUUGAGUACCUCAAAUAUCAUGUGGUUCGCGAUGCUGAGGUGCAAACCAGUGAUCUGGUAUACUCCACUUUGACUACCCUCCAAGGCUCUGAACUCCGGGUCACCUGUGGGGAAGAAGACAGAAUAGGUGACCUCUUUCUGAAUGACAGGAAGUGCAGGAUUGUGCGGAGACAUAUGGCCUUCAAUGGAGGGAUUGCUUAUGGGAUUGACUGCCUGCUGACUCCUCCGAGCCUCGGAGGACGCUGUGACACCACAAACGUCCUUGAGAUCAAGGCUGCAUGUGGGCAGUGUUCCAGAUCUCAGCAAUGUCCCCCAGGAAGUAAACUAAAGGAGAUCAGUAAAUGCGGCCUGCCAAAUCGUAUUACGAACCAAAUGAUGCAGUGUCAAUCCAUAUGCAGCGUGCCCUUCCGGACUCCCAAAUGCUGUCCUGGGUACUACGGUCGAGACUGCUUGGCCUGCCCUGGGGGGCCAGAAUCUCCUUGCGGAAGCCGCGGGAAGUGUGACGAGGGGCACCUGGGGAAUGGCACCUGCACGUGUGACCCCGGCUUCCGGGGUGCGGCCUGUGAGCUCUGCCUCGAAGGCCACUAUGGAUCCUCCUGCCAGACUUGCAACUGCACCGAACAUGGGUCGUGUGAUCGGGGCAGGAUGGGAACCGGUUCCUGCUUCUGCGACCAGGGCUGGACCGGGCCUCGCUGCGAGUCCCAGCUAGCCGCAGAGCCCGCCUGUACCCCGGCGUGCUCGCCCAAUGCCGUGUGCAAGGCGAACAACACCUGCGAGUGCAAGCCGUUUUACGACGGAGACGGAAUCGCUUGUACAGUUGCUGACCUCUGCAAGCUGAACAACGGCGGGUGUUCCAAGGUUGCCAAGUGCACCCAGAAGGGGGUGAAGGUGACUUGCGCCUGUCUCAAAGGGUACCAGGGAGAUGGUCACGCAUGCGCACCCAUCAACCUGUGCUCUGCUGCCGAUGGAGGGGGCUGCCACGAGCACGCAACCUGCACCAUGCUUGGCCCGGGAAAAAAGAAGUGUGAAUGUAAGAGUGGAUACAUCGGUGACGGUGUCACCUGUGAGGUGAAAGAAUUGCCCAUCAAUCGCUGUGCCCAGGACAACGGACAGUGCAAUGUGGAUGCACUGUGCACCGACCUGCACUAUGAAGACAAGAAGAUGGGCGUAUUCCACCUGCGCUCCCCCAAGGGACAGUACAAGCUCACCUACGCCGAGGCGCAGGAUGCUUGUAGGAAGGAUGGCGCUGUCAUCGCCUCCUAUACUCAGCUGUCCUACGCGCAGCAGGCCGGCUUCAGCCUUUGCUCGGCCGGUUGGCUGGAAAACGCCCGAGUGGGCUACCCCACGACUUUCUCCAGCCUCACGUGCGGCUUCGGCCAUGUCGGCAUCGUGGACUACGGCACACGAGCCAAUCUGAGCGAGACCUGGGAUGUCUUCUGCUACCGGGUGAAGGACGUGAGCUGCGCCUGUAAAGCCGGAUACGUCGGCGACGGUUACACCUGCAGCGGAAACCUCAUGCAGGUCCUUGCGUCCAGGCCGAUCUUCUCCAAUUUCCUGUCCCAAAUCAUAAACUAUUCCAGCAGCUCUGAGCUGGGGAAGGAGUUUGUCAAGCGGCUCAGCAAUUUGUCCAUCCAGUCCACCCUGUUUGUGCCGGACAACAACGGACUAUAUGAGAACCAGACACUGUCGACGCGGGACAUAGAGUAUCACCUCUCAGAUGGUGGUGCAGUCUGCUUCCAGGACAUGACCAACGGUACUCGGAUUAGAACCAGGCUGGGUCACAGCCUAAGGGUCCUGGGCAUUGCAAACUUCACCAACCCCAGUGUACUGACACCCAUGCGCUACAUCAAUGACCGCUUCAUUGUUGAAUGGGACAUCUUGGCAUCAAAUGGGAUCAUCCAUGUCCUUCAGGGGCCUCUGCAUGCCCCACCUCCAGAACCAGAGUUCCAUAAAGGACACCAAGUUGGCGUAGGCCUAGGGGUCCUGCUGGUGGCACUGCUUGUAGCCGUGGCAGGGUUUGCUGGAUACCGCUUCUACACUCAAAAUUCCAAACCCUUUCAUUUUCAUUACUUCAAGGAUAAUGAAGACAAUGAUGCAGCGGUGGUGGUGUCAGACCCAAACAUCUCCAACCCUGUGUAUGAGUCGGGCUCCUCCCAAGGGCUUCCUGAUGAAGAUAAACAUCAUGUAGUGGAUGGCGGCGCUUAUGACCUGCUCCAGGACAGCUGAAAUUAACAGUGCUGGUGAAAAUGGUCGGAAGUGUUGAAGAUCCUUCAUGUCUGAUUCCUGCUGUACCUGUCUAAAUGGAAAAAUGGUGGAACCAUGCCAACCUUCUGCAGGCAAGAUGAAGGGAACAAACUGUGGAUAACUCUGAUUAGAUGAAUUUGGUUAAUUUGAAACAUAAGAUCCUCAUAAUUUGAAGCACAUGAACCUUAUGUUUGCACUUAGCUCUCUUGUGCUUUCUUUGACGAUCAUUGUUGCUCAUAGUUUUUGAAGUUGCUCUAUGUUGAAAUUUUCACUGUAGUUAAAUGAGAAAUGAGACCUACAAGAGAUUUUUU